Clarias gariepinus (North African catfish) is the source of this 1176-nucleotide messenger RNA. It is a transcript of the gene crybb1l2, whose product is annotated as crystallin, beta B1, like 2. The transcript is spliced from 6 exons. Lineage: Eukaryota; Metazoa; Chordata; Actinopteri; Siluriformes; Clariidae. Gene Ontology annotation, molecular function: structural constituent of eye lens. The record is from RefSeq and is a predicted model, not a curated record. Gene Ontology annotation, biological process: lens development in camera-type eye; visual perception. Bases 38 to 694 code for a protein of 218 amino acids.
UGUGAGAGAGACGCCGACUACUCACUUACACUCAGUUAUGUCUUCCGGUGAAGAGAAGCCCAAGCCUGUUGCUCAGCCUGAUGGCAAGCCCAACACCAAGUCUGAUGUUGGCAAGGACACCUACAGGAUGUACGUUUUUGACCGUGAAAACUUCCAGGGCCGUAUGAUUGAAAUCAGCAAUGAGUGUAUGAACGUGUGUGAGAUGGGCAUGGACAAAGUGCGCUCCCUUCGUGUUGAAUGUGGCCCUUUUGUUGGUUUUGAGCAGAUGAACUUCUGUGGUGAGAUGUAUAUCCUGGAGAAAGGCGAGUAUCCUCGCUGGGACUGCUGGAGCAACUGCCAGAGGAAUGACUAUCUGCUCUCAUUCAGGCCUGUCCGCAUGGACCCAGAGAAGCACAAGAUCUGUCUGUAUGAGAUCGGUGACUAUAAGGGAAGAAAGAUGGAGAUAAUCAAUGAUGACGUGCCCAGCCUGUACUCCUACGGCUUUACUGACCGAGUUGGCAGCAUCAUGGUCAGCUGUGGCACCUGGGUGGGUUACCAGUACCCAGGCUACCGUGGCAGCCAAUACCUACUGGAGAAGGGUGACUACAGGCACUUUAAUGAGUAUGGUGCUCGGUUCCCGCAGAUGCAGUCCGUAAGGCGUGUGCGUGAUAUGCAGUGGCACCCUGAUGGAUGCUACACCAUGGCCAGCAAGUGAGGUUUUGCGAGGAUGGGAAAGAGAGGGAGAGGUGGGGAGAGAAAGAGAAGGUGUGGAGCUGAGGAGAGAAGGGGAGGAGCAAGGGACAAGAAGGAGAGAAGGAUCAUGCCAUCCAUAUAAGGGAAAGAGGAAGAGAGGAGUGGACUGUGGUUGUCUGUAUUGAUACAAAUCAGGAAAUCAUGGCUACUGACCAUAGAUAGUGAUAGUGUGUUUGUUAAGCAUAGGAUGGCACACUCUUUAUUCCUCUUCUAUGUUCUAUCCCACUUUUUUCUUCUUUUUUCCCUUCCUGUUUACUCUGCCUCUGCCUCAUCCUCCUCAUCCUCAUACCGAUUCUGAGAAAAAAUCCACUUCAAACUCUUUUCUUCAAAUGGGGAUGGGAUCUGGGAAGAUGAUUGACAUGGAUGUGUAUGAGUAUGGUGACAAUGAACAAAGUUUGGGCUUUGAGACCAUAUAAAAACCCCUCAUCUUUAUGAAAUAAAAGA